Molecule: messenger RNA, 1854 nt
Organism: Fraxinus pennsylvanica
Lineage: Eukaryota; Viridiplantae; Streptophyta; Magnoliopsida; Lamiales; Oleaceae
Source: the annotation of a GenBank genome assembly
AUGGCGGAUCGAAGUGGUGAAGAGAAAACAAGGGAAAUGGUUACAUCUACUGGAUACUGUUAUUCUAAUCAUGAUUAUUCAACUGGAAAUUCAAAUACUCAGACUCAUCUGGUUAGCCAGUUGCAACAAUUUGAGCAUAAUUCUGAGAUCUACAACUUUACUGCUGGCAUGGAAAUGAUAGGGUUUCCAUCAAAGAAUCUGCAUCAACAAAAUGAGAAUACCUCAGUUUUGUGGAAGGAGUUCUUCAACAAGCCCGGGGUCGGUUGUGUGGCAUCAUCCAAACCCACAUCAACAAGUGAAUUCUAUAGCCAUGAUUUAACAGGUAUAUCUGAUACGACAAAUGAGAACUUGUUGGAUUCUUCAUCAGCUUGGAAUAAUCAGAACAGAUUGAUGGUGGAUGAUCCAUCUUCGAGGUGUAUUUUUCCUGGUGAAGGAAAUGAAAGGCGCCUUUCACUCUCUUUGAGUUCAUCAAAUCCUGGGAGUACUGGGAUUCAUCAGUCUUUUGGUGUUGGACAUCAAGAUGAUUUAAGGUUUGGUCCAUCAAGUUCUAGGUCUGUGAAUAUUCAACAACACUUUCAUAUAAGGAACUCAAAUUACUUGGCUCCUGCUCAAGAUCUUCUUAAUGAGUUCUGUAAUCUUGGUACAAAACACUCUGUGAAUACAUCAAAGCAAAAGAUUCAGAAGAAUAAUGUAUUGGAUGAUGAGAAUAUCAUAAAAAAGCAAUCUUUGUAUUCCCUUGAUCUCCUCGAGUUGCAGAAAAGAAAAACCAAGUUGCUUCAACUCCUAGAAGAGGUGGAUAGAAGGUACGGGCACUACUGUGACCAGAUGAAGGCUGUGGUAUCAUCAUUUGAAGCAGUUGCUGGAAAUGGGGCUGCAACAGUGUAUUCUUCCCUAGCUUCAAAGGCCAUGUCAAGGCAUUUUAGGUGUCUAAGAGAUGGGAUUUUUGGGCAGAUUAAGGCCACCAUGAAAGCAAUGGGUGAAAAGGACACUGCUGCGCCGGGCACAACGAGAGGGGAGACACCAAGACUUAGACUUCUUGAUCAAACUUUAAGGCAACAAAGGGCAUUCCAGCAAAUGAACAUGAUGGAGAGCCAUCCAUGGAGACCUCAACGAGGAUUGCCCGAAAGAUCGGUUUCUGUUCUUCGUGCUUGGCUUUUCGAGCACUUCCUCCACCCGUAUCCAAGUGUCGUAGAUAAACACAUUUUGGCCCGCCAAACAGGUCUCUCAAGAAGCCAGGUGUCAAAUUGGUUCAUCAAUGCUAGGGUGAGGCUAUGGAAACCAAUGGUGGAAGAAAUGUAUAUAGAAGAACUAAAAGAAAAGGAGGGCUUGAAUGAUGAUUCUAUAACCAAUCUUGAUGAUAACGGUGAUCAACUGAAUAUUUUGCGAAACGUAGACGAAAAGCCGAACCACGAUCAACUUGUGAGAAUCGAUUCCGAAUAUCUCUCUUCAGUUGUCAACAAUCCAGAGAAAAAUGAUGGCAAAAAGAGUCAAAAUGAUCAGCACCAGCACCAUAGUUUUGGUAGGGUGGUGGACUCAUCAUUUGGUGCUAUGAAAUUGGAUUUCUCUAACAAUCAUCACUCAGCAGGUGGGGCCAGCGCGGCACACAAUUACGUUGGCAGCAGUAGCGGCAGUGGCCGUGGCGGUGGUGUGUCAUUGACAUUGGGAUUACACCAUGCAAGUGGUGUUGGGGUGAGCUUAGCAUUUUCUCCAGCCUCCCAAAACUCACUUUUCUACCCUAGAGAUCACAUUGAAGAAUGUCAAACAGUACAAUACUCACUCUUGGAUAAUGAAAGCCAGAAUCUGCCAUACAGAAAUUUGAUGGAUGCACAACUGCUGCAUGAUUUGGCUGGAUAG